This is a messenger RNA of Kwoniella mangroviensis CBS 8507, 396 nucleotides long. RefSeq lists its product as uncharacterized. The record is from RefSeq and is a predicted model, not a curated record. The transcript is spliced from 2 exons. Lineage: Eukaryota; Fungi; Basidiomycota; Tremellomycetes; Tremellales; Cryptococcaceae. Gene Ontology annotation, cellular component: mitochondrion; respiratory chain complex IV. The coding region runs from base 1 to 396 and encodes 131 amino acids.
AUGGUAUUCGGCUUCGGCUCUUCCUCUUCCUCCUCGUCCUCCUCUUCAUCGACCACGAACGAAGGCAUAGAACGACCAGCCCCUACUCGAGAGGAGAGGAAAGCCUGUUGGACCUCUCGAGACUUGUAUUUCGGGUGUCUAGAUAAGAACAAUGUCCUUCAGGCAGGAGAUGAAAUACAGAAAGAUGCGAAGGGGAAAGAAAUAAUCAAUGUUUGCGGAGGAGAGAGGGGGAAGUAUGAGCAGGAUUGUGGUAAAGCAUGGAUCGACUACUUCAAUAAACGACGAACGCUCGAACUCCGUCGACAAGCGACGAUAGACGCCGCUGAACGAAGUGGGAAUAAGGACAAGGCGGAUGCCUGGAGAGCUGUUAGUGGAGGUGGUAGUAGUGGACGUUGA